Messenger RNA from Sphenostylis stenocarpa, 390 nucleotides. The record is from the annotation of a GenBank genome assembly. NCBI's taxonomy places the organism in Eukaryota, Viridiplantae, Streptophyta, Magnoliopsida, Fabales, Fabaceae.
AUGGCCAUGGCCACAGCUGUCGUGUGUCCGCAGAACAUCACCGCCGGAGGCAUGGUGAGGUCACCUGCCAAGACCAAGAAGACAAUGAAAAAAGUGGUACACGUAAGAGGGCUUAAUUCAUUUGGGGGACUCAAGGCUAGCAAUGGUGUUGUCUCCUUGGGGCUUCCUGUGAGCACUGAGAAGUGCUUCGCUAAGAUUGUGAGGUCGGUGAAAGCAACGACAUCGAAUGGAAAAGGAAAGGGAGGAGGGGCUCUCUCAUCCACCUGCAAUGCCGCAGGUGAGAUAUUCACGAUUGCUGCUAUCAUCAAUGGCCUUGUUCUUGUCGGGGUUGCUGUUGGGUUUGUACUCCUGCGAGUUGAAGCAUGGGUGGAGGAGUCCGAGGCUGAGUGA